GCAGGGUUCCCGAUGAGCAGUUGAAAGAUUGGGGCAAAACGGAAGCAAGAAUGCAAAAGGAGUGCUCUUUGAUUGAAGGGUGCCAAGUUGACUGGUCUGGCGAGAUUGUGCAAGUGUCCGUAUCAGAAGUGGAUAAUCCGAUCAAGAAAGCUGUCGACUGUCUGCCUGAAGCACUGGCCAACUUUUUGUAUUGCUUUUACGGACAACCGAUUCCUCAGCGUCCUGGAGACCAGCUUUUACCCGGAGAGGACUCGUGGGAUUUCGAGAAUUUGAUGGACUUUCACAACAGACAGUGUCAUUUGAACGAGUAUGACUCUUACUCGUUCGCCUUUUCAGUCAAGCUCCCGUCUGCUGGUUACUGGAACACUGGACUGCAUGUUGUUGUUGAAGCUGGGAAUGAAUUUCAGACUUUUGCAUUCAAUGCCUCGAAGGGAGACAUUGUGGCAUUUUCUGCAAUUCUCAAGUCGGGACUGGGAACUAUGAAGCCGGUUAUGACGCUCCGGGAAAUCCGAUGCAUUCACUGCAAGAAUCCGUUGUUGACGAUCGUUGCUGAACCACCGAUGUCUCUCUAUGACGAAUUUGUCACAGGGAUUUCAAGCGUUUUAAAGUUCAUUUUCGCACCUUUCGUUGGGGACGCAGGUACUCUGGGUGACGAUCGCGUCGUUUAAGGACUUCAUGUAUCUGAAGUUUUCUGAUGGUUGUUUUGUCGGGUGACCCCUUCGUACCUCAGAAGUUGCUCUUUGUUUAUGCGAAGGGUUGUUUUGUUUUGGCGUAGGCGUUUUUUCGAAAGUUCGGCCCUGUACGUUUUUCAGCCGUCAUUUGGGGAAAAUGCGGGAUUGACUUUGAUCCCUCUCAUUCUCAAAGCCUAUUUUCUCGUUUUUCAAACCUCCGAAUAUUCAAGGAAAAAUUAUGACCAAGCCGUACAAAUUUUAAGAAUUUGAAAGAUGAAUUUCUCGAAUAGAAGUUAACUGAAGCUGAGAUUUAAAAGCAAAAAUUGAGAAACUUUUGAGAUGAAGCUUACUUAAUCUUCCUCAGCGUGGUCUGCAAGUUUUUUUUUUUUUUUGCCGCCUCUGAUCACUUCUGUUUGAUAUGUUUGAUAUGCCCCAGAAAAACCGCUGAUCGCAACACCGGUUGACAAUUGGUGGUGGAGAACGCUGAAAAUAUCUUUGAUUCUAAAUUAGAUCAGGGAAGCCCGAGAGAAAAACUGGGCUGCGGUAACAAUUUUAUCCUUUCCAUAUCAAGAAUACCAAUCUGCAAGGUAUUCAUUGCAGAGCGAAAAGAGGGACAUUGGGCAAAUGUCCAAAGAUCUGCUGUCGAAAUGGCCAGGUUUCAUUUGGCUAAAAGCUUUUCGGAGAUGCAAACGGACGCGAAAGUGGAGCAAAAUUUUUAGGAUUCAAUUUGACAAUUCCUUAUGUGAAAACUAGGCGCAAAUAGGAAAGAAAGCUUUCGUGAAAGUUGGUUGGAAUGACAACCUAAACCUUUUUGUCGUGGUUUUUGUGCUCAUCAUAGUUGAGUCCGCUGUGUGAAGUGAGAAUUGUCAAGAGUACGAGAGCCACGUACCAAAAAUUCAUUUCUGAACUGUUCGUUUUGUAAGCUGCUUCUGAGUUGUAUUCAUCAUAUGGGACUUCUUUUUUGUUUGUCCCCUCGUGUCAUUUUGAUGCUAGAAAUGACAAUUUUUACAAGUUGGUAGCUUUGAAGUGUAACUGCACCUGAAAUACCCGAAAAAUUGAAAUAAUGUCACGCUUCCAUUCAAAUAUGCCCAGAAUUGAAUCUCCUAUUGUAUUCGAAAUUCCUUCGUAAACAUUUUCCAAAAAGACUUACAUAUGAAGCCCUAAUUCAUGAUGAGGGAAGGGUUGUCAUCUUCUUUAAUUUGAUCAUGCGACAGGAGAAAUCAUUCGCGCAUCGGGAAUGCUUGCGAAAGAUUUUAGUAGUAGUGCGUGUUGAAGCCGAAGGAGCGGCAAUAAUUUAGUGAUCAUCGGAGAUCAAAAAGUAGUUCCGAAGGCCCAAAGUUUAGUAACUUUAGAGAUUCCAUAGAGGCGAUACUGAUCUAUUUUUUUGUGACGACAACAAUUUUCGACGAAAAUUUGCCGUUUAUUUUCUUUGGGUGAUGUGGAAAGAUAAGAAAUUUAUUUUUGGUUUUGUUUUGGAAUGGCGACGCUAACAGAAUUCAAUCGGUGUGGUAGUCAUUUUUAUUCAGCGUUCAAUUCUCUCGGAAUUCGUGGAACAUAGAAGCCAGUAUUGGACCAUGUAGUGGAAAAAAUAAUUCCUGAAAAUAUUUUUUUGUCCGCACUGCUCAUGACGGUGGAGGCGAACAUUUCGAUUUUUACGGAUUUUUACAGAGUAGCACUGUAUUCUCUAUCCCGUUCGGAUGUCGUGUUCUGAACUGAAGAUUUUUUUCAAUGAAAUCUAGAUUUUUGGCAUUUUUUUUUCGCAAAUGCGCGCAAAUUUUGUUUUCGUGUUCUUCGCGUAAAUCUCGGGCAUGCGAUCUAAUUUUGUUUAACCCGCCUUGUGAUACUAGUGUCGUCCGAAGUUGCUUCGGAUGACGAGAGGUUGGAACCUUGCUAAAUGUCGCGAAAUGAAAAUAUUCAAAAGGCUACAUUUUAGCAGUUC
Messenger RNA from Notodromas monacha, 2610 nucleotides. The record is from the annotation of a GenBank genome assembly. NCBI's taxonomy places the organism in Eukaryota, Metazoa, Arthropoda, Ostracoda, Podocopida, Cyprididae.